CAGCGUUACAGUGCUUUCGUUGUCCGACGUGAUUGGAGGCUGUUUAAAUAGGUUCAAUGUUUAGUUGAAAAUUUUGCGUAGUAUCUUACUUACUUUACACCUAGCAAACGAGACGGGCAGUAGAGGGAUUUUCAUACAGGCAUCGCGGGCUUUCCCGACAAAACCCCCCCGGACGUUAUCCCCGCCGUUCUGCAGUAGGGGUUUUUGUUCCAAGACUGUGUGGGAAGUGCUUCUUUGUGCGCAGCGAACAAAAACUAUACUGCAAUUGAAAAGUUUUGUGACUUAAAUACACAGUGGGACGAUUUCUCUCCACAAGAGAGCCCCAUUCAUCAUGGCUCCUACAAACUGGUUGUGGUUGGGAAAUGUAUUUUUCCUAUCGCUCCCGUUGGCGAUAUUGGGAAUCGAUCUAAGCAGGCUUUACGGCCAUCUGCCAGCUGUUUCGAAGCGCAAUGAGGCUUGCCACCCGUACGAACCGUUCAAAUGCCCUGGUGAUGGAAACUGUAUUUCCAUACAGUACCUUUGCGACGGUGCGCCCGAUUGCUCCGACGGAUACGAUGAAGAUAUGCGUCUUUGUACAGCGGCAAAACGGCCACCAGUAGAAGAAACAGCGUCAUUCCUGCAAAGCCUACUGGCAUCGCACGGUCCUAACUAUCUGGAAAAACUGUUCGGCAGUAAAGCGCGUGACGCACUAGCACCACUCGGUGGUGUGGAAAAGGUGGCCAUCGCCCUCAGUGAAUCGCAAACCAUCGAAGAUUUUGGGGCCGCUCUGCAUCUGAUGAGGUCUGACCUCGAGCAUUUACGAUCGGUUUUCAUGGCAGUCGAGAACGGCGAUUUGGGCAUGUUGAAAUCGAUCGGUAUCAAAGACUCGGAGCUGGGCGACGUCAAGUUUUUCCUAGAGAAACUCGUCAACACAGGCUUCCUAGACUGAGUAUCGUCUGAGCUGCCGUAUAGCAGUAGCUUCUAUUAUUUUGUACCACUAACACCGCAGAUCUAUUCUUACCUUGGAUCACCAGAAGGUUUCACCUACUAAGCUAGCACGCAUCGCAAUUUAUGUAGCUGUAAUACCGGUCACAGAAAUGCCGUAUAUGCCAUAUAUGUUAAUGCAAAUAAUGCAAAAUUGGAGCUAUUUAAAAUCAUCUGGACAAUCGAUCUUCUGGCCUCCUCCGUUGAAAUCAACCGUUCCAUGCAAUGUUUAGGCAAAGAUUAGAAAAAAGAGUAGAGCCUACCAUAACGAUUCAACGUUGGAAUAUGAGUAUACUAACAAAUGUCGAUUGGUUUGGGUUGCUCCUUUACUUAACAGCAAAAAGGUGAAACAGCAACUAUUCUUAUUCGCCGAGUGGCAGUACUUGAACCAAUUGACACAAUCCUGACACAAAUCAUGUCCCAACGUAUCCGUCGUUAGCCGAAGCCUCUACUAUAGUGGGAUGCAUUUUUGGCUUCAAUGAAGCAUAUCGUUGCAUUUAGAAGGGAAACUACCAUACAAACAACUACAUCAGUGAUAUAGGAUCAUGCAUAGUAGCAACUUCUUUAAGAGGAACUGAAAGGCAAGCAAUGCGUAUGGCGAACAUCAACCAUCAAAGACGGUUGUUCUGUCAGAAGCAAGCAAGCGCACAACAAAUGAACUAGCAUUGGGUGACCAACGGAAUCAAUUCACGUCCAUUAGCUUAUUUAAGAUAUAUCUUUUCCCAGGUGUUUUAUUAAUUGUAAUAUUUCCGUUUCUUGUCGUGCAUUUCGAGAUGCUCGAAUGUGUCGAACGUGUCAUAAAGUGACGAAAACAGGGGAAAAGGGAGGAAGAAUCCUACAAAACGAAGUGCAAUCGAUCAAAUCAAGUGAGGAUACAGAGUACAGAGUCAUAAAAUACAUAUCAUUAUAUUUAUAGAGGCCCGUGCAUGCUUAUACAUUAUACAUUAUACACGUAUACACAAGUCGAAAUGAUCAUCACACCAAUGUGUGUGAGUGUGUGCCAGUGUGUGCUAAUUACCUUACCAAUGCCAGAAUCUUACGGAAAAUGCACACAACAAAUCAAACAUAUCAACCAACGAUGAUAACACCGCCGGUGGAGAGAUGUACCUUAUGUAUCAUGUAAUAACGCUGAAGCUGAGAUAAUGCCGCGCAACAAGCGAUGGGAAGAGAAUGGAUGCUAGCGUGCGUGGUUAUCACCAUGCUGAACAUUGUGACACCUGAGCUGAGUGGGAAAAGCAGGGAACCUGGACUACAAAUUCGCAAACGCGAGAGUAAAGCGGAAGACAAUUCACGGACGCAAGUAAUGUGGAAAGCAAACCCCAAAGACAUAUCAAUUUUUUUACGAGAGAAAAAAAAACCUUACCAUCAAAAUAACGAUCACUACCGAGCUGUUUAUAGAGAACUGAUUUUUGAAAUGGUAAUACCAAAUAAAUUGUACACUUCCUCACCAGCAAACACCUAACACAUCACAUGCAUCUCAUUCACAUAUUUACUACAGUAGCUCACCGAAGAUCACAUCAAAGUUAUAUAUAUAUAUAGUCUCACGUAAAUUGCUCAUACCCACAAGUCGCCACAUAACCAACACAGCUACGUCCACCCAUUAGACCCAUUGGAUUCCAUCAUAAAUGAACACUGAUAAAAAAAACUGAUAAAAUGUAUGUAAAAUGUAACAAUCAUUGAUUAUAUUAUCCAGGUGAACAAGGCAUGUACGUCAUGCUGUGGAUUGAUCAAUUUGCAGGAUAAAAAUGCAUGUACAACAAAUAAUCAGCAGGAAGGCCACAUGCAAUUGUGAACCGUGCUAGGGCUCAGCAUAAGAAAAGAACGAAAAUAUAUCUAUACCGGUA
This is a messenger RNA of Anopheles moucheti, 2807 nucleotides long. RefSeq names its product IDLSRF-like peptide. Bases 332 to 928 code for a protein of 198 amino acids. The transcript has 4 exons. The record is from RefSeq and is a predicted model, not a curated record. NCBI's taxonomy places the organism in Eukaryota, Metazoa, Arthropoda, Insecta, Diptera, Culicidae. Gene Ontology annotation, molecular function: protein binding.